Molecule: messenger RNA, 2510 nt
Organism: Marasmius oreades (fairy-ring Marasmius)
Lineage: Eukaryota; Fungi; Basidiomycota; Agaricomycetes; Agaricales; Marasmiaceae
Exons: 6
Coding region: 570-2378 (602 amino acids)
Biological process (GO): proteolysis
Molecular function (GO): tripeptidyl-peptidase activity; serine-type endopeptidase activity
Source: RefSeq, a predicted model, not a curated record
AGACUUUUACGUACCUCUGAGUCUACUUGACCUCCCACAUACGUGACUUAUCGCCUCAAACAUCACUCCAAGACGAUGGCUCCUUUCGAUGCCUUCUAGUACCGUCGUACACGCCUACAUCUAGUUGGCUACAGCCAUAAACCGUGUUGCCAACGAACAUCUGUCUGUCGACGAGCCUACCCUGUCUUCACCCGUCUUUCUGAAACAUCUAGGGAGUUGAACAGACAUUCCACAUCCAGCCAGGGACUAGGCAGUACAACGCUGGACGGGCUGGGAUCCUUUAUACUUGUCUGAUCUCAGCGACGGUCACAAAUCGGCAGCCUGCGGGAGAACAUUGAUCAAGUGUGGACCACCCCUUGCAAUAAAGCAAGUCAACAAACUAAAAUCACACGGCAACCAUGUACUAUCAUUGAUUUUGCGGCCACAAGUUGCACUCAUUAUCGCAAUCAUGCACCAACUCGUCUCAGUAGUAGCUCUUCUAUUUUUGAUUGCACGCAUGCGAUACAGGCCUUUUUUACCCACAAUGGCAUAAAGAGAACUCACGUUUAGGCACCAAUAGCUUCUCAACCAUGCGUGUUGCUUAUUGUCAGGGAACGUCACCCCCUCGUAUAAAUACCACUCCUCAUAUUUCCUUUCACCCACUCCUGCCCAUGGCUUGGUCACCGUUCCUCCUUCUCUCCCUCGUUUCUCUCGCAUUCUCUACCCCACUCAACCGACGAUGGGAUGACUUUGUCGAGAAACACUCCUGGGGUGCCACCAUUCCCAAAGGCUGGCAAUUCCAUUCUUCCCCUUCUCCAGAUACCCUCAUCGACCUUCGCUUGGGCCUCAAAUCUGCUCGUAUUGACGAGCUCUUCCACCACCUCGGCCAAACCAGUGACCCUGAUCAUGAACGUUACGGAAACCAUCUGUCGAAAGAGCAAGUCGAAGAACUUGUCGCUCCACACACCGACACCGUUUCUAUGGUAGAAGAAUGGCUGGCUCAUCACGGGUAUCAAGGGUCUGCAGCCUCUCCAGCGGGUGAUUGGGUUACCAUCCGGCUACCAGUCAAAGAUGCCGAGAGGAUGUUGAACGCAGAGUAUGGAUUAUACCACCACCCUGCUUCGAAAGACACUGUUCUACGCACUCUUUCGUAUUCUCUUCCUCGUGAUCUUCUCGGACACGUCGACGUCGUUUCUCCUACCACGUACUUCGGAACAUUCAAGAGCAUGCGUGCGACGUCGUUCUUGAUGCCCGAGGUGGAUUUGGAUCCUGAUGCUGUACCCCCGACGACUUGCAACACACGAAUAACUCCGGAUUGCUUGAAGACAUUGUACAACACUGCCAACUAUACUCAACAAGCUACCAACCGGAACUCUCUCGGUGUUGCCGGUUACCUUAACGAGUUCGCCAAUCGGGCUGAUUUGCAGACCUUCCUCACUCGAUUCGUCCCGGCACGAGCAGGCACCACCUUCACCACCGUACGCGUUAACGGCGGCGGUGACGACCAGAACGAUCCCGGUGUAGAAGCCAACUUGGAUAUUCAGUACACUAUUGGACUUUCUGCACCCGUUCCCAAUACUUACUACAGUACCGGCGGCUCUCCACCUUUCAAACCCGACUCCCAAACUUCGACCAACACCAACGAACCCUACCUCGACUGGCUGAACUUCAUCACAAGUCAGAGUUCCAUCCCUCUCGUCUUCACAACCUCCUAUGGCGAUGACGAACAAACCGUUCCACCCGACUACGCCAACAGCGUUUGCAACCUAUUCGCUCAACUUGGAUCACGAGGUUCCAGUGUUCUCUUUAGUUCGGGAGACUUUGGUGUCGGAGGUGGAGAUUGUCGAACCAACGACGGUCAAAACCGAGUUCAAUUCCAACCUGCGUUCCCCGCUUCUUGUCCGUUUGUCACUACCGUUGGAGGAACCACGAGGACGAAUCCGGAAGUCGCUGUUGAUUUCUCUGGUGGUGGGUUCUCGAACUAUUUCGGGAGACCGGAUUAUCAGAGUACGGCCGUGACGACGUUUUUGAAUGCUUUGGGAACUACGAAUAAUGGGUUGUUCAACAAAACCGGUCGCGCAUACCCCGAUCUAGCAGCCCAAGGCACUGGGUUCCAAGUCAUCAUCGGCGGUAGCACCUCCUCCGUCGGCGGAACCUCCGCAUCCUCCCCAACGGUCGCAGGAAUCAUCGCUCUCCUAAACGACGUCCGUCUCUCCUCCGGAAGAUCCUCGCUAGGUUUCUUAAACCCUCUGAUUUACAAAAACGGAGGUGCGUUUAACGAUAUCACGAGCGGGAGCAAUCCUGGAUGUGGAACGAACGGGUUCACGGCUCGUACUGGGUGGGAUCCGGUUACCGGAUUGGGAACUCCAGAUUUCGCAAAGUUAAGGUUGGUUGUUUAGUGAAUUAUUAUUCUGCAAAGCUUGUAGUGUUAUAUGAAUCACGUUGGAGGGUAAAGGUUGGAUAUUUAUACAGUAAACAAGAAUUAUAAGUUGGCUAGAAACAACACAAUUUAAGUCCUUGCCAAAUCAGAU